Molecule: messenger RNA, 3697 nt
Organism: Lemur catta (Ring-tailed lemur)
Lineage: Eukaryota; Metazoa; Chordata; Mammalia; Primates; Lemuridae
Gene: HAL
Product: histidine ammonia-lyase
Exons: 21
Coding region: 11-2122 (703 amino acids)
Biological process (GO): L-histidine catabolic process
Cellular component (GO): cytoplasm
Molecular function (GO): histidine ammonia-lyase activity
Source: RefSeq, a predicted model, not a curated record
GCUGCCCUGAAUGGAGAACAUAGAAAGGACGGGACAGAGAGAAAUUGGGGACCCUGACAAGAGGGGGCAGGCAACAGCUGCCGCCAGGGGACAGGCAGACGCGACCUGGCGGUGGUGGCCUCGUGGGGCUGCAGGCGGCGGCGCAGCCAUGCCCAGGUACACGGUGCACGUGCGCGGGGAGUGGCUGGCCGUGCCCUGCCGGGACGCGCAGCUCACGGUGGGCUGGCUGGGCCGCGAGGCCGUGCGGCGCUAUGUCAAGAACAAGCCCGACAACGGCGGCUUCUCCUCGGUGGACGACGUGCGCUUCCUCGUGCGCCGGUGCAAGGGCCUGGGGCUGCUGGACAACGAGGACCCACUCGAGGUAGCCCUGGAGGACAACGAGUUCGUGGAAGUGGUUAUAGAAGGCGAUGCAAUGUCUCCUGACUUCAUUCCAUCUCAGCCAGAAGGAGUUUACCUAUACAGCAAGUACCGAGAGCCUGAAAAGUACAUCGCCUUAGAUGGGAACAGUCUGACCACAGAGGAUCUGGUCAGCUUGGGAAAGGGACACUACAAGAUAAAGCUCACCCCGACUGCUGAAAAGGUGGUGCAGAAGUCCAGGGAAGUGAUAGAUAGCAUCGUGAAAGAAAAAACAGUUGUUUAUGGCAUUACUACAGGUUUUGGGAAAUUUGCCAGAACUGUAAUUCCUAACAAUAAACUACAGGAGCUUCAAGUCAACUUAGUACGUUCACAUUCUUCAGGUGUUGGGAAACCACUAAGUCCUGAGAGGUGUCGGAUGCUCUUGGCUUUAAGGAUCAAUGUUUUAGCCAAAGGAUACAGUGGCAUUUCCCUGGAGACCCUCAAACAAGUUAUGGAAGUAUUUAAUGCCUCCUGCCUGCCCUAUGUUCCAGAGAAAGGAACCGUUGGUGCCAGCGGAGACCUUGCCCCACUGUCUCAUCUCGCUCUUGGGCUCAUUGGAGAAGGGAAGAUGUGGUCUCCAAAGAGUGGCUGGGCUGACGCUAAAUAUGUCCUGCAAGCCCAUGGCUUGAAACCAGUUGUUUUGAAACCAAAAGAGGGCCUGGCGCUCAUCAACGGGACGCAGAUGAUCACCUCCCUGGGCUGUGAAGCUGUAGAGAGAGCCAGUGCCAUUGCACGGCAGGCCGACAUCGUGGCCGCCCUGACCCUCGAGGUUCUGAAGGGCACCACCAAAGCCUUCGAUACUGACAUUCAUGCUGUUCGCCCUCAUCGUGGGCAAAUCGAAGUUGCUUUUCGGUUUCGGUCACUGUUGGACUCAGAUCACCACCCAUCAGAAAUAGCAGAAAGUCACAGGUUCUGUGACCGUGUCCAGGAUGCAUACACCUUGCGCUGCUGUCCACAGGUCCAUGGUGUGGUGAAUGAUACCAUAGCAUUUGUGAAGAGCAUCAUUACCACAGAACUGAACAGUGCAACAGAUAAUCCUAUGGUCUUUGCCCGUAGAGGAGAGACAAUUUCUGGAGGAAACUUCCACGGUGAAUACCCAGCCAAAGCCCUGGACUAUUUGGCCAUUGGUGUUCAUGAACUUGCUGCAAUUAGCGAAAGAAGAAUUGAAAGGCUCUGUAAUCCUUCCCUCAGUGAGCUGCCUGCCUUCCUCGUCGCUGAAGGUGGUCUGAACUCUGGGUUCAUGAUAGCCCACUGCACGGCUGCAGCCCUCGUUUCUGAGAACAAGGCUCUGUGUCACCCCUCGUCUGUGGACUCUCUCUCCACCAGCGCGGCCACGGAGGACCAUGUCUCCAUGGGAGGAUGGGCAGCGAGGAAGGCCCUCAGGGUCGUUGAGCACACGGAGCAAGUGCUGGCCAUAGAGCUGCUUGCAGCCUGCCAGGGCAUAGAGUUUCUACGCCCCCUGAGAACAACCACUCCGCUGGAGAAGGUCUAUGACCUGGUGCGCUCUGUUGUAAGGCCCUGGAUAAAAGAUCGCUUCAUGGCCCCGGACAUCGAGGCAGCGCACCGGCUGCUGCUAGAGCAGAAGGUUUGGCAAGUAGCCUCACCAUACAUUGAAAAAUACAGAAUGGAGCAUAUUCCAGAGUCAAGACCUGUUUCUCCAACGGCCUUUUCGCUGGAAUUUCUACACAGGAAAUCCAGCAAAAUCCCAGAGUCUGAGGAGCUUUAAUGGGCUUCGUCGUGGAUUAGCAGACGAGAUGGCAUUUAGUGUAGCAUGAAGCAGGAUUGUGCUGAAGGACAGGCCUGGGAACUUUCCUAGGUAGAUCAAUCUGUUAUAUAACUCAGUUCUUCAAAAACCUACUUUGGUCAGGCUGGUGGCAGUAUUACAGUUGCUAAAUUUGGCACGGUGUUCUUGUUGCCAUAGUUCGAGACGCACCAGGUGCUUUCAGAUUAUAGGUGUUUUCUUUCUUUCUUAGCAAUAUCACUUUUAAGGGUGAGAAGAAUAACCACAAUUGUACGGGUCUGUUUUUCACUCUUAGCAUUAGACAAACUCAGAUUUGGAAACAGAUUGCUAGCAUUCUUUUCUAAAAACAUUAGACUUUUGUAAACCUUUUUGUUGUUGUUGUUGUUGUUGUUAUUUGCUUUGACAGCUCUCUACCAGUUGACUUUCUUUGGCUGCUUGUACUAUGCUGUGAUAUGACCCGUGUCCCUUAAUAUGCCUUCAUAAAUAACCAUGUAAGUGGUAAUUUGCCUUCACUCUACUCUUUCUUCUAUUAAUUGAAUCAUAGUAAAGAUUAGUCAAUAGGUCUUAAGCAAUUAAAUACAGAGGUUGUUAAAACCAACAUGAGGUUUCAUGUGGAAAGAAGUUAAGGAAUGAAUAUAAAGACUGAUACUUGGGUGGCCCUUAUUGGACUCUGUAUUUCAUACUUACCAAAUAUCACUAUACACAUCCCCCAAGUGCUUGAUUUAAUCAUAUGUUUAAAUUGGAGUUUGAGGUUAGUAUCCUCACUUCCUAUGUGUUAGUACUCUAUUCACAUUCUUAUAGUAACCCUGCGUAAGCAGCUUCCUCAUUUCACAGAUAAGGAAUCUCUGGGGUUGACCAACAUCCUCUCUGGUGGUAAUCAUUAAAACGAGCCCUAUUGACAAAGGUCAGAUGGGAACCUAGGAAGGAUUACCCAAUCUGUUUUUCCCCCAAGAAGAAGAUAAAGCCUCUCUGGAAAAGCUUAAGUAACUGUCCAGGUGAAGGAUGGGUCCGAUGACCUCUUGGCCUCCCAAACCUAAGAUCUGUGACUUUGCACCUACCUGUGCAAACGUGUGCAAGGCACCCCAAGCGCCGGAGUCUGACAUCAUGGCUCCAAAACCUGCAGCUGGUCAAGAAGAGGACAGAUACGCUUGCCAGCUGGCCUACCUGAGUACAGCCUAAAACGGGCCCCACAGUGUAUUUCACAAUAGAGUUUUCACUCUUUAGAUUGCAACCUAGACACAGGAAAGGUGGAAACCAAAGUGAAAACUGCUGCCUACAGCAAUUCAGGGAGCAAAAAACGUGCUGAGAGAUCUGUUUCCCAAAGGUUCUUGGUGAUAUUCUUUGCUAAAAUGUGGACCCACACAAAUGAAGUUGAUUCAUUCUCAUCCACGCUAUGGUUGAGCCAGCAAACCUGAGCAGUCUGAUGGCUCUUCACUCCAGCCUGGGGAGUGCUGGGUUCCCGCCUGCAGCCCUCCAGGCCACAAGGACACUUUGUAUACAGCUGUUAGUAACUCACAUCAUGUUCAAGGGAAUUGCAAGGGAAACACGAAAUUAACUGUC